Molecule: messenger RNA, 447 nt
Organism: Auxenochlorella protothecoides
Lineage: Eukaryota; Viridiplantae; Chlorophyta; Trebouxiophyceae; Chlorellales; Chlorellaceae
Exons: 2
Coding region: 1-447 (148 amino acids)
Source: RefSeq, a predicted model, not a curated record
AUGAACGCCUUUUGUGGCCGCCCCGCGCCUCCAAAUGGUGAGCCUUCAAGGGAUCCGCUGCGGACGACCCUGCAGGACAUCGUCUUCACAAUGAACAUCCCCCGGAUCCUCGGCGGGCUGAUUGCCGAGCUACAUGUCCUGCGAGUUGUGGAGAAGUUUGAGCGCCGCAAGGCAGCUCACCGGGCGGACGCGGACGCGGUGCUACAUCCACUGAAUAGUGGCUUCUUCUACAGAUGUAUGAAGGCGGUGAAGGGAUUGAACCCAAAGCCCUGCGCGCAAGGGAAUACAGAGACCAAAGACGCCUACCCCUUUCUUCUGGAGACGGAGGCCAUCUUCCGGCGGGCCUGUGAGGAGGAGGGAGUCUCCUUCCUGCACCUGGACCUCGAGUACCUCGACCGCUUCAUGCACGAGGCGGCCAGCGACCUGGAGACCGCCACCAAGACCUAG